Molecule: messenger RNA, 1286 nt
Organism: Musa acuminata AAA Group (dessert banana)
Lineage: Eukaryota; Viridiplantae; Streptophyta; Magnoliopsida; Zingiberales; Musaceae
Product: LIM domain-containing protein WLIM1-like
Exons: 5
Coding region: 295-915 (206 amino acids)
Biological process (GO): actin filament bundle assembly
Cellular component (GO): plasma membrane; actin cytoskeleton
Molecular function (GO): actin filament binding
Source: RefSeq, a predicted model, not a curated record
GUUUUGUGUUUGGCCAACGCCGGCGCCGCCAAUGCGAUGGAAAGUCAACCCCCCUGAGCUGCCACAAGGAACGAAACAAGGAAAAUGAUCGCAGAGAGAGAUUACCACCGACUCUCCCUCAUGCUGCGGUUGUUCUUCUGAGCUGACCAGUCUCAGCUGAGCUGUUCUCUCUAUCAACGAAAAGGCCAAACAAGUACCCGGAGACAAACGAUCCUCUGCGCUCGUAUCUGUCAUCAGGCCUUGCAUCGCUGCCACCCCUCUCCCUCGCCAUCGUGCAGCGUUUGACUGUCGGAGAUGGCGUCGAUGCUGUUCGGGGGGACGACGCAGAAGUGCCAGGCGUGCCGGAAGACGGUGUACUUGGUGGACCAGCUCGCCGCCGAUGGCAGGAUCUACCACCGAGCAUGCUUCCGCUGCCACCACUGCAGGGGAACCCUCAAGUUCAGCAAUUAUAGCUCUAUUGAGGGAGUUCUUUACUGCAAGCCUCACUAUGAUCAACUCUUUAAGAUGACUGGCAGUCUGGAUAAAAGUUUUGAAGGAGCUCCAAAAUCUGCUAAGAUAGACAGAUCUAGUGGUCAACAGGGUGUUGCUAACAGCAGAUACGCGAGUAUAUUUCUCGGCACACGAGACAAAUGUGUGGAGUGCAAGAAAACGGUGUACCCAAUUGAGAAGGUGGCUGUUGAUGGAAACUCUUACCACAGGCCCUGCUUUAGGUGCACCCAUGGAGGUUGCACCAUCAGCCCAUCCAACUUUGUCACACAUGAGGGCAGACUCUACUGCAAGCACCACCAUGCUCAGCUAUUCAUGACCAAGGGCAACUUCAGCAGCUUCACAAAGGUUGAAGAAGACAAGCAUGAAGACAUAUUACUGCAAGUGCCUUCUGAUCAUGUUGCGGUUGAAGGUGGUCAAGUUUCAUGAUCUCUCCAGUGUUCAUUCAUCAAGCUCAUGUGCUUCAUCUUCCCUUGGCACACACAUGAAGGUCUGCAACAAGUUUAUAGUAGCAGAGAGUGAAAUUGCAUCGUUAUUUGGAUUCUUAAUUUUUGGAAGAACAUUAAGAAUGGGGAUUGCAUAAAUCAAGGGAUGUUGUAUGUUCAGAUCUACUUAAAGGUGUGAUAUUGGGCAUAUCAACUAUUAAUCUAUCUUGCCUUAAUACUUUCUUAAACCCAAAAAUAAGAGUGGUUUUGAUGUUGGUCAUCUGUGUUGUUGUCAUGUAAUUGACUUGUUGAGUCUACUAGUGAUGCAAACUGCUUCACUUAAUUGUAGUUACCCAUCAAGCCUCUAUGAGCCUA